This is a messenger RNA of Trichomonas vaginalis G3, 576 nucleotides long. RefSeq lists its product as uncharacterized. The transcript has a single exon. NCBI's taxonomy places the organism in Eukaryota, Parabasalia, Trichomonadida, Trichomonadidae. The coding region runs from base 1 to 576 and encodes 191 amino acids. The record is from RefSeq and is a predicted model, not a curated record.
AUGAAAGUUUUUAACACAAAGCUUCAAACGGUAGUGAGAGAACAACUGACUGCGGAAGGACAUCCAUUACCUUCAGAAGUUACCAUAGCAUAUAAUUUUGAAACAAACUCAAUAGAUUUUAAAGUCAUCUCUGCAAAGAAGUCAGGUUUUACAUUUAAUGAAGCAGAUGUAUAUUCGAAUGAAAACUUCAAAGCUAUUGCAUGGUUAGAUAAUGACGAUUGCUUUAAGAAAAUAUUUAAAUACAGUGACUCAACGAUGUCAAUAGAUGACCUUCGUGGAAUGUUACCAUCGACGUUUACAGUUGAAGGUUCAGCAGGAUUGCUUACAAGAUUGUCAAUUGGUGGCGUUUGGUCUCGUGAGAACAUUGUUAUAAAAUCCAGUAUAAGUGAAUUUGCUGAAGAAUCUAUAUUAUGUCUUUCAAACUACAUGUAUUCGCCGCCGAAGCAUUAUAGUAUAACAAACUUUGUCAGUAAGUUUAACAUAAGACUUGUCGAACCUUCUUCAAUGAAAGAUGUUGUGCUACCCAAAGACGGAAAGGAUGGACUCAUUAUUGAGAUGAUUUUAAUAGCAUAUUAA